AUGAGGCGAACGACUAGCUUGACGGAGGUCGCGCCGCCGUCGGUGCUGGCGGUGGUGUUGGAGGACGAGGACGAGGACGAGCUGGUCAAGGCGGUGGUGCAGGCCGAAGAAGGUGGCGCCGGCGGGGGCCAGGACUGGCUGGCGGCCCUAGGCGGCGGCAGCGAUGCCCCCGGGACGGACUGGCUAGCGGCGUACCGCGCGCGCGCGGCGCCGGCGCGGGCGGGGCUCCGGCGCAACUCGGCCGACUACUCCAAGGUCGAGACCGCCGCGUUCCUCCGCCACUGCGGCCUCUGCCGCCGCCUUCUCGGCCCCGGUCGCGACACCUUCAUGUUUCAGGGGCGAGGCGGCGUUCUGCAGCCUGGAGUGCCGGCAGCAGCACAUAACCCACGAGGAGUGGAAGGACAAGCGCACGUCAAGGUCCAUGAGCGAGGCGGCGGCGCCGGCGACCAGCCGCGGCCGCUCCGGCAAGACCGACACCGGCGGCACGGUGGCGGCGGCCUGACCUGA
Triticum turgidum subsp. durum (durum wheat) is the source of this 507-nucleotide messenger RNA. NCBI's taxonomy places the organism in Eukaryota, Viridiplantae, Streptophyta, Magnoliopsida, Poales, Poaceae. The record is from the annotation of a GenBank genome assembly.